This is a messenger RNA of Ctenocephalides felis (cat flea), 3112 nucleotides long. RefSeq lists its product as uncharacterized. NCBI's taxonomy places the organism in Eukaryota, Metazoa, Arthropoda, Insecta, Siphonaptera, Pulicidae. Bases 125 to 3112 code for a protein of 995 amino acids. The record is from RefSeq and is a predicted model, not a curated record. Gene Ontology annotation, molecular function: UDP-glycosyltransferase activity. The transcript is spliced from 14 exons.
AUUCAGCGUGACUGGUCGAUUUUUUAAUAGUCCGCGACGUGUUUACAUUGCACACACAGAGUGAUGUUUUAUAACGAAUAAAACAAUAUUUGGUUUUCAGAUCAGAAAACUUAUUUUCGUGAAAAUGAAAAUUAUAUUGCUCCUCGGUUGCCUAUUACUUGCAAUGUUGCAAGUCAAUGGAGCUAAAAUUCUAAUGGUUUUCAAUUCAGUUUCUAAGUCUCAUUAUAUACUAGGACAAGCUUUAGGAAUUGGUUUAGCCGAUAAAGGACAUCAGGUCACGAUGAUAAGUCCAUUUGAAAUGAAAAGCAAACAUCCAAAUUAUUAUGAGAUAGUGUUGCAUGAAGUGAUGGCAACAUCAAAACAAACAAUUUUUGGCAACAUGUAUCAAAACCGAAAUAUAUCAUUUAUCCAAUUGAUUAAGCAAAUUCAGAUAGAUGGAUUAUUUGCUGCAAAUCUAACAUUGCAUGAUCCGCAAGUACAAAAAUUAGUGCAUUCUGGUGAAAAGUUCGAUGCUGUGAUAACAGAAAUAUUUUUAAACGAAUGCCUCUAUGGACUUGCAAAUCAUUUCGAAGCUAUUCCAAUUCACUUGUGUACCGUCGGAUCUUCUAUUUGGACAGAUUUUUUAAUGGGCAAUCCAAAUAAUCCAGCCUAUAACAUGAAUCAGCUUCUUCCCUUCACUCUGCCAAUGAAAUUUCAUGAAAGGUUGAUAAACACAGUAUUUUCAAUGGCGUUUAUGCCGUCGUUGUGGUUGAGACUUUCUGAUCAACAUGCUGCAUAUGAGAGCUAUUUCAAACCAUUGUAUAAAGGACCAAAAGAUGAGUUUCCACAUUUACAAGAUUUGUUAUUCAAUUUUUCUUUACUGCUGGUGAACGAUCAUCAUGUAAUUAGUGAGCCGAAGGCUAUGAUGCCGAAUAUAGUAAAUGUAGGAGGACUUCACAUUAAAGAGAGCCCAUUACCAAAUCAUUUGCAAGAAGUUUUGGAUGCAGCUGUGGACGGCGCAAUUUAUUUCAGUUUAGGUAGCAACGUGAAGAGUUCUGAACUAUCACAAACAACUAAAAACGCAAUCUUGAAAACAUUUUCAAAAUUAAAAUUGAAAAUUCUAUGGAAAUUCGAAGAUUCGAACUUGCAAAACAAACCAGACAAUGUGGUCAUCGAGAAGUGGAUGCCACAACAGGCAAUAUUGGCUCAUCCAAAUAUCAAGGCUUUUAUAACUCAUGGUGGUCUUCUGAGUACAUUGGAAUCUAUUUAUUUCGGAGUUCCAGUUUUAGGAAUCCCUGUUAUCGGUGAUCAAAUGAUGAACGUGGCUAGAACCGAAAAUUUGGGCUUUGGAAUCGGAUUAAAAUUAGACGAUAUUACAGAAAACACAUUGACUGAGGCUUUGAAUAAAAUAUUAUAUGAGCCAAGAUAUCAAUUGCGGGCUAAAGCUUUAUCGAGAAUAUUUCGCGAUGAUCCUCAGUCGUCCUUAGAGAAGGCGGUGAGCAGUGUCGAGUACGUAAUUCGGCAUAAAGGAGCUCGAUUUUUGAGGUCACCUGCUCUGGAAUUGCCAUGGUAUAAAGUUCUACUCAUUGAUGUGAUGAUAGCACUUUUGCUAAUAGUCACAAUUGCGUUGUAUGUGGCGUAUUUUAUUACAAAAAAAGCUUUGUGUGUUUUUAGAAAAUACUGUGUAGGAUCACAUAGUGUCUAUUUUAAGGUAACAAUGAUAAGCCCUUUCAAAUUGAACAAACCACAUGAGAAUUAUUCCGAAAUAUUUCUGGACGAUGCUUCUGAAUCUCUAUUAGCAAAAAUUUUGAACACCAAUAUCUUAACCGCUUCCAAACAACCUAUAUGGGAAAGGUUACCCAAAAUGACUCAGAUUGGCGUUGAUGGCGCCAAUAGAACAUUUUAUCAUCCAAAGGUUCAGCAACUGUUAAAAAGUGGGAAAAAAUUCGAUAUUUUCAUUAUGGAAGCAUUCUUGAAUGAAUGCUUACUUGGAAUUGCGCACCACGUGGAGGCAAUACCUAUUGCUACUAGUCCUGCUGGUUCUUCUACUUUGACGAACAAAAUGGUCGGAAAUCCUUUUAAUCCUGCUUAUGAUUUGAACUUUAUACUCCCGUUUACGAAUCCAUUAAGUUACAAAGAGAGAUUUUUGAAUACCGCAUUUAAAAUCUUGGACGAACUGUAUUAUAGGAUUCACAUUCAUGAGCAUGACAAAUUGUAUGAGAAAAUUUACCAUGAGCUUCUUGGCAAACGUCCUGAAAAUAGGCCACAUAUAUCGUCUUUAGUGACCAAUGUUUCCUUGGUUUUGAUAAAUUCUAAUGUAGUCGUACACAAUUCUCGGGCGAGCGUUCCAAACAUGAUAAAUGUCGGAGGUUUACAUAUCAAAACAGAUGCAAAAUUACCUGAGGAUUUACAAGCAAUUUUAGACAAUACGAAAGAAGGAGUGGUGUAUUUCAGUAUGGGAAGUAAUUUAAAAAGUUCUAAAGUAUUUUUAGAUAAACAAGAUGCAAUUCUUAAAACUUUUGCUAAACUUAACCAAACUGUAUUAUGGAAAUGGGAAAGUAAAGAUUUAUCUAAUAAGCCAGAUAAUGUCAUCAUACAAUCUUGGAUGCCGCAACAAUCUAUACUAGCCCAUCCAAAUGUUAAAUUAUUCAUCACCCAUGGUGGUCUAUUAAGUUCUAUCGAAGCUUUAUACUUCGGAGUUCCAUUGGUGGGUAUUCCAGUAUUUGGGGACCAACAUAUGAAUAUGGCAAGAGCUGUUGAAUCAGGCUAUGGUAUCAAACUAGAUCUAAACAAUAUCAGUGAAGACACAUUGACAGAAACAUUACAGGAGGCCCUUAAUAACCCAAGGUAUUUACAAAGAGCUCGAUAUCUAUCCAAUAUAUUCCGCAAUGAUACUCAAACUCCGAUAGAAAAGGCUGUGUCUAGUAUAGAAUAUGUCCUUCGCCAUAAAGGAGCUCCAUUUUUAAGGAGCCCCGCUGUUGAUAUGCCGGUGUAUCAACAAGCAUUAUUAGAUGUCGUUGCCGGAUUAUUAGCAAUAACUAUUUUAUUUUUUAUAAUUAUAGGCUGGUUUUUAAAAAAAAUUGUUGGCUUAUUCACACGUCCAAAGAUAAAUAUAAAUAAGAAACAUAACUGA